Microthlaspi erraticum is the source of this 414-nucleotide messenger RNA. Lineage: Eukaryota; Viridiplantae; Streptophyta; Magnoliopsida; Brassicales; Brassicaceae. The record is from the annotation of a GenBank genome assembly.
AUGAUACCGCUUUGGCUUCUCGUAGUCAUUCUGGUCGGAGGUGGGGGAGCUGGCUCUGUGACAGUAUUAGAAGGAGGUGGAUUCGGAGGUGGACUCGGAGGUGGCAUUGGUGAAGCAGAAGAAGUAUGUGAGACAGAAGUUGAGGAGGAAGUGGCACCUGUAUCGUGUGAUGAAGAAAUGGACUGUGACAGAGCAGUAGAGGAAAGUAUUGGAGAAGGCGGGGAAGAGGCUGGAGGUGAUGAUGUCGGAGAGACAUCACUCGGAAGAGUGUUAGAGCUAGGCAGCGAUGGAGAUUGUUGCGGAGAAACAGAACUCGCUGGUGAAGCCGGUGGUGUGGUUGUCAUGGGGAGAAGUGUCGGAGCGGUGGUUAUAAGAAGAGGUUGCGGAGAAGAGUAUGGUGCUGCCAUAGGGUGA